CCCCCUCACCCCCUGCCCCCCCCGCGCAGGCCAAGUACAAGGCGCGGGAGGCGGCGAUGAAGGCGCAGUCGGAGAAGAAGCACGGCUCGGACAAAGAGGAGCGCGGCAAGCUGCCCGAGUCCCCCAAGACAGCCGAGGAGAUCUGGCAGCAGAGCGUCAUCGGGGACUACCUGGCUCGUUUCAAGAACGACCGGGGGAAGGCGCUGAAGGCGAUGGAGGCCACCUGGAACAACAUGGAGAAGAAGGAGAAGCUGAUGUGGAUCAAGAAGGCGGCGGAGGACCAGAAGCGAUACGAGAGGGAGCUGAGCGAGAUGCGCGCCCCCCCGUGCUCCACCAACUCCGCCAAGAAAAUGAAGUUCCAGGGAGAGCCCAAGAAGCCCCCCAUGAACGGUUACCAGAAGUUCUCCCAGGAGCUGCUGUCCAACGGGGAGCUGAACCACCUGCCGCUGAAGGAGCGCAUGGUGGAGAUCGGCAGCCGCUGGCAGCGCAUCUCGCAGGGCCAGAAGGAGCACUACAAGAAGCUGGCGGAGGAGCAGCAGAAGCAGUACAAGGUGCACCUCGACAUCUGGCUCAAGAGCCUCUCGCCCCAGGAGCGGGCUGCCUACAAGGAGCACACCUCCAACGUGAGUACGCCCCCCCCCCGCG
This is a messenger RNA of Oxyura jamaicensis (ruddy duck), 645 nucleotides long. Its product is annotated as nucleolar transcription factor 1-like. The annotation marks the transcript as partial. NCBI's taxonomy places the organism in Eukaryota, Metazoa, Chordata, Aves, Anseriformes, Anatidae. The transcript is spliced from 5 exons. The record is from RefSeq and is a predicted model, not a curated record.